Cajanus cajan (pigeon pea) is the source of this 1045-nucleotide messenger RNA. RefSeq lists its product as uncharacterized. Lineage: Eukaryota; Viridiplantae; Streptophyta; Magnoliopsida; Fabales; Fabaceae. The record is from RefSeq and is a predicted model, not a curated record. Gene Ontology annotation, cellular component: cytosol.
AUGCAUACAACACAAGUUACAAUUGGUUGAAACAACAUACACAGGACAAUCACCAAUGGCGUCGAGACAGCAACUGAAGGAAGACAGAGCGGAGGCAGCGGCCAAGCUGGCGGCGAAGGACAUCGGCGACAUCAACAGAGCAAACGAGCGCGACGAGGGCUACACGCUCAACUCCGAGCUCAACUUCAAGCAGGCGCGAGCCGAGGCCGCCGCCAAGCUGGCCGCGAAGGACCUCGAGGACGUGAACAGAGCAAAAGAAAGCGCGUGUAGAGAGCCCCACGACGAGAACAAACCCGGUGUGAUAGGGUCCAUGUUUAGAGCGGUGCAGGGCACGUACGAGCACGCCAAAGAAGCCGUGGUUGGGAAGCCUCAGGAGACGGAGAAGGAGCGCUACUCGCCCGGGGUUUAUGAGAAGGCGAAGGAAACUAAAGACGCGGCGGGGUCGAAGGUGGGAGAAUAUGCGGAUUACGCGGGGCAGAAGGCGAGGGAGACGAAGGAUGCGACGAAGCAGAAGGCCGGGGAGUAUGCAGAUUAUGCUUCGCAGAAAGCGAAGGAAACGACGGAGUAUGCUGGAGAUAAGGCUAAGGAAGGGAAGGACGCUGCCACGGGGAAGCUUGGGGAGCUCAAGGACAGGGCCAUGGGUUUCUUCACCGCCAAGAAAGACGAGCCACAUGCACAUGAUAAGGUGGUGAGUGGAAGGGAGGAAGUGAGGGUGCAAGAUGCGGUGGGGCGGGGAGGAGACAAGUUGGUCAUAAAAAUGGAGGAGUCUCGCCCGGGAGCCGUGGCGGAUGCGCUCAAAGCGGCGGAUAGGGCCAUUGGCGGCCAUGUCGAGGAGGAAGGGGUCAUUCAUGUGGAGCGUCGUCGCCAGAAAAUGUGAUCCAAUGCAAUUUUUUCUAUAUAAUAAAUGUGUGGCCACCUCUUUUAACGGGGCCCCUGUACCUUUCAUUUUACACCAUCUCUUUUCUUUGUAACAUCAUCUAUGUUUUCUAGAAUCUGCAUUUUCUUUUUCUUUUUCGGAAUAAUGAAAACCUGUUCUGGUUAUCCA